This is a messenger RNA of Paramecium sonneborni, 2266 nucleotides long. The record is from the annotation of a GenBank genome assembly. NCBI's taxonomy places the organism in Eukaryota, Ciliophora, Oligohymenophorea, Peniculida, Parameciidae.
AUGAGCAACACUAAAAUUUUAGAAUUACAAACAAAGUCUAAAUUUAAUGAAACACAUAUUGAAAAUGUAUUAGUAGGAUUGAGAUUAAGACCUACAGAGACAAAUGAUAAAAUAUGUAAUAUUAUCAAUGAAAAAUCAGUCAUAGUGAAAAAAUCAAAUGAGCGCUUUUCUUUUGAUAAUGUAUAAAAAUAUUCAAUGAAUUAUAGGUAUUUGAUGAAUCAGCAUCUUCAAAGGAUAUUUUCACCAAAAUGGUUUAACCAAUUGUGUAAAAAUGUCUUUAAGGAUAUAAUGGCUCUAUUUGUGCUUAUGGAUAAACAAGUUCAGGAAAAACAUACACUAUGAAAGGUAGUAAUAGAGAACCAGGACUUAUAUAAUUAUCAAUUGAUUAUCUGCUCUAAUCGAUAAAUCAAGUUUAAAUUUAUAAUAAUUAUUUAGAUAACUGAUAUAUAUUGUAAUUUGAAGAUUUCAUACAUAGAAAUUUAUAAUGAAAAUAUUUAUGAUCUCUUAAUUAAAGAUCUAUAAGAAAUGAAACCUAACACAUCUAAUGAAUUUAAAUGGGAAACAAUUAAUUCUUUAAAUUAGUUUGAAGAAAUUUUGUAUUUAAAAUUAAUUUAUUUUUUUAAGUAAAUUAGGUGAAGAAUAAAGACAUUUUGGAGAAACUAAAAUGAAUGAUAAUUCUUCUAGAUCUCAUGUAGUAUUAUAAAUUAGUAUUGAAACAAGAUAGAAAUCUCCUCCUUUUAUAAUUCGUAACUCUCAUCUUCAUUUGGUUGAUUUAGCAGGAUCUGAAGGAUUAUCUAAGACUUAGGCUGAAGGUUUAAGAAGAAAAGAAGGAUUCUUAAUUAAUAAAAGUUUAUUAGCACUUUAAAAUGUUGUAUCUAAAUUAAAAGAAAAUAAAAAAGAUUAAUAUGUCAAUUUUAGAGAUUCUAAAUUAACUAAAAUACUAAAACCAAGUUUAAAUGGUAAUUCUUUAACUGUUAUGCUGUUAACUAUUAGUUAAAAUAAUGAAAAUUAUUUAGAAUCUAUUAAUACUAUGAGAUUUGGAAUGUCUGCAGGUGCAUUAAAAAAUACUGUCAAUGUUAAUGAAAUUUAAGAAUCUAACAAUUUUUAAAAUGAAGCAUAUAAUGAAAUGAUUGAAUAGAUUGAAAACUAUUCAACUUAAUUAUAAGAAACAUAAACAUAAUUAGAAUUUUAUAAAAAUUAAAGUUUGGAAGAAUAAAAUACAAUUAAGUAAAUUAAAGAAUUAGUUAUCGAAAAGAAUAUAUUAAUAGAGGAAUAAUUAAAAACUAUUACUGAAUUAAAUUUUGAAAAAUAACGUCUCUAAGAUUAAAUUAAUUAAUUGCAAAGAUGUAAUUAAGAAUUAAUUUCUACAUCAAAUGAAAAUUCUAAUUAUUUGAAUUAUUUUAGAAAUAUUGUUGAAACUAAAGGAGUCUUAAAUCCAAAACUAAUGGUUGAAUGUAUAACUUAAACAGAUAGUUGUGAAGCUGAUUAAUAAAUUAAAGUUUUGGAAUAAGAAAAUAUUUCUCUGAAAUAAUAGGUUGAAGAAAUGAAGAAUAAAUUUUCAUAUGAAAUUUAAGAUGUCAAAGAUCUAGUAUCAGGAAUAAAAAAAAAUAAAGAAUUUACACCUGCAAAGAAAUUAAAAUUCUAAUCAAAUAAAGAAUAGGAUAUUUAGAAUGAAAAUUAAAAAGAAACAAAAACUUGGUUAUAAAAAAGUCUUUAAAAAACUAAUUAAUAUUUGGAAACAUUGACUCUUUUAAGUAAUAUAUUAUAAAAAAUAUAAUUAGCUACACUUUAAACUUAAUUAAUUGAAUAAACAAAAUAGAAUAUGAUUUUACGUAAUUUUUUAGAUAAAAAAGAAUAAGAAUAUACUGAAUUGGAAAGGGCAAAUUUUGUAUUACAUAAAUCAAUUUUUGAUUUAUAAGAAAAGUUAAGUGAAAUUUAGAAUGAUGAUAAAAAAGAGAAGUAAUAAAUGAUUAAAACAAAUAUAGUGUAUGGAAAAUGAAUUCAGAAAAAUCAAAUAAAUAAGAAUCUUUGAUAAAAAAAAGAUAGAGACUAUAUUAAAGUCCUACUAAGGAUGAACUUAAGAGAAAUUUAUUUAGAUAAGAAUAAAGAAAUCAGAUUUAUGAGAAAGAAUUGAAUAAAUAUAUGAAGAAUUUGGAUUAAAGUAUCAUUUAUUAAAUUUAUUGUAGUAUCAAAAUAAAAAUAAGAACUUUAAUAAUUUUCUCAUCAUUUAUAUAUGGCUUGUAUUGAGAACAAUAUUUAAAUAUGA